AAUGAUUCUUCAUCGAAAAUAUCUGCUCGAGAAAUGCUGCCGAAGAUUGAUAAAAGUGGGAGGUUUUGCAGUCCUAGAGCCGCCAGAGAACUUGCUCUGUCCAUAAUUUACGCCGCCUGUUUACAAGGGUCGGAUCCAGUUCGGCUAUUUGAGAAACGUAUGAACGCGCGUCGAGAACUCGGCUAUGAUUUUGACAAGGAGAAGCUGCUAGAGUAUAAUCAUAUGAGCUUCGGGGGGCCACCUGUUACUGUUGAAUCAAUUGAAGAAGCUAAUGAACUCCUGCAGAAAAAUGAAAAGGAAUCUGCCAUAGAAGCAGAUGUCCUUGCGGCUCCUCCAAAGCUAGUAUAUAGCAAACUUAUUUUGAGGUUUGCGAGGAAAUUAUUGGUUGCUGUUAUGGAUAAAUGGGAUAGUCAUGUCCUUGCUAUUAACAAAGUCAUCCCAGAAAAUUGGAAGAAUGAGCCAUCAGGUAGGAUAUUGGAACUUUCUAUCCUUCACUUGGCAAUUUCUGAGAUUGCGGUGCUUGGAACAAGGCACCAAAUCGUCAUUAAUGAGGCGGUGGAUCUCGCUAAACGGUUUUGUGAUGGAGCAGCCCCUCGUAUCAUUAAUGGGUGUCUCCGGACAUUUGUUAAAGAUCUGGAGCAAACACACGAUUAACUGAGACAUCUCACAGCAGAAAUGAAGGGUUUCGUUGAUUUAGAUGUGUUUAUUGCUCUUCGAUACCUUCAUGAAGAGGAUUUCGGAAUAGCAGCAAAUUUUUUUUUUUUUUUUAACAGAAACGCAGUGAAGGUAAUUUGAGAACUCAAAUUUUUGUCAGAUUCUUGUUCUCAUUUGCAUGUACUACCGGCUGAUUGUGGAAGGAAAGGAGAGGGACGUGGAGGAAACUGUCCACCUGACCAUGAAGGCAUGAACCAUCAUGUCAAGUGUAUGUUAUAGUAUUUAUCGCUCACUAAUUUCUAUCA
Molecule: messenger RNA, 959 nt
Organism: Prosopis cineraria
Lineage: Eukaryota; Viridiplantae; Streptophyta; Magnoliopsida; Fabales; Fabaceae
Exons: 7
Coding region: 34-654 (206 amino acids)
Biological process (GO): regulation of DNA-templated transcription; DNA-templated transcription termination
Cellular component (GO): chloroplast
Molecular function (GO): RNA binding
Source: RefSeq, a predicted model, not a curated record